Musca vetustissima is the source of this 732-nucleotide messenger RNA. Its product is annotated as seminase-like. NCBI's taxonomy places the organism in Eukaryota, Metazoa, Arthropoda, Insecta, Diptera, Muscidae. The record is from RefSeq and is a predicted model, not a curated record. Gene Ontology annotation, molecular function: serine-type endopeptidase activity. Gene Ontology annotation, biological process: proteolysis. The annotation marks the transcript as partial. The transcript has a single exon.
AUGUUAUUCCGCCAAAUUGUGUGGUUAGUGAUCGCUUUGUCUUUUCUUGAUUUAACUUCAACGGCAAAACCUCCCGCCCAUGUAUCCGGACGAAUUGUGGGUGGUGAUUUAACAACCAUCGACAAAGUUCCGUACAUGGUACAAAUCUGGUGUAAAGGAAAAUUUAAUUGUGGUGGAGCUCUGUUGACGAGACGUUUUGUACUUUCCGCAGCGCAUUGUUUUAAAAAUGUAACACCCAGCGAUUUAUUUGUUGUGGCUGGAGCUACAACCCUUUCCGAGACUGGUGGAAUACGAAGUAAUGUAAUUAAAAUAAUGAUGCCUGCCUCAUUUAGCACCGCCACAAUGGAUAAUGAUGUGGCAGUGUUGAAAUUAGCCACAGCCUUACAUGGGCCAAAUACCCAAACAAUUGGUCUAUACAAUGACAAUUUGAAAAUUGGCCAACAAGUGGAAAUUUCUGGUUGGGGUCGUACCAGUGAAAUGGGUGAUGUGUCGUUCCAGUUGCGUACCAUAAGAGUUCCGGUCUUAGCAAGGCCUCAAUGCCGUCAACAAUAUUCGAAAUAUAUAGCGCUGACAAAGAAUAUGUUUUGUGCUGGUUUGCCGGGAGCUAAGGAUUCAUGUUCGGGUGAUUCUGGUGGUCCGGUUGUGGCUAAUGGGAAAAUAUGUGGUAUUGUUUCGUUUGGUGUUGGUUGUGCCCGCCAAGGGUUGCCUGGAGUUUACACGAAAAUUAAGGAG